AUGGCUCAGGGUCAAACAUUCCCUCCCGUGCCUUUGGCCUGCACGGGUGUUGCCACAGAGAAAGAGAAGGUCUGGUACCACAAGUGCCCUUCACGGGGCAAGGACUGUAAGCCAUGGCCGGGCAACACGAAGUUGACAAUCCCUUUUGGUCCUGAUCAGAAGCUAAGGCCUCGGGAUGAUGCAAACUGGAUUAUCGACGAGGGUGGUUGUUGCAUUUGGUACGACGAGCCUGAUUUGAUCAAGAAGGUUGAGACCAGGAUCGGAAUGCCCAUGAAGGUCAUGGACCCUGAGGACUUCAGUGUUCCUGGUGUCCUAGAAAGCCCUCUGGGGGAAGCCGGCAAGAAGAGAAUCAAGAAGGAAACAGUCGUCAAGGAACCCCCGAGCAGAAGAGCUCAGAUGCGCAAGAAGGAGGAGGCGGCCGUUGUGGUCUAUGGAGCCAAAAAGGGUGACAAGACAUUGGCGAUGUCCGCCAAGCACACUAGCGCUUUGGCGCCCGUGGUGGGCGAGUUGGCCGCGCUGGAGAAGGAGAUCCAGCAGAUGUUUGCACAGGUCAUGUGGGGGUGCAGAGGCCCGAAGAUUGCAGGAGGCAUUUCUGCUCCCGUGCGAGAAGCUCCAAGAAGUGCACCAAAGCCGCGAGUAGAAGAGACGCCCAAGCCAACACCUGCUGCAGAGGCAAAUCAGGGGCCUGCUGACAUGGAAGUGGACGGCGAUACACCUGCCAAACGCGUGGCAACUGGCUGGGCAAGUGGUGCGGGCAAGCCUAAGCGGAAGGCGCGCUGGUGAGCUCAACAACAAAAGGAAGUCACCGCAAGACCGCAAGCUACUACUUGCAAGGCUUAGCCAGAUGCAAGCAGGGCUGAAGUGCCGAUGAACAAAGUGGCCCGCAAAAUCAUUAAAGAUGAACUGACCAGUCCGUUUGCUCCUCAGGACGUCCCUCUGGUGAAAGUAUGCCAAUCAGAGCCUCUUUGUACCUCUGACCUUGUAUGUAAUGAAGUGCAAUUCCAAUUAAUGUGAUACUAACCAGUACAGUGUCGCUGCAUGCCAUGUCCUAUGGUUUUUGUAGCCCAAAUUGGUGUUUGGCAGGUAUUUCCCCCAAACAGUGUGGACACUUAGGGUUUCUUACGGUGAUAGCUAAGGCUGGGUUUGAUUCAGGG
This is a messenger RNA of Durusdinium trenchii, 1154 nucleotides long. The record is from the annotation of a GenBank genome assembly. Lineage: Eukaryota; Dinophyceae; Suessiales; Symbiodiniaceae.